Messenger RNA from Temnothorax curvispinosus, 1783 nucleotides. Its product is annotated as phenoloxidase-activating factor 2-like. Gene Ontology annotation, biological process: proteolysis. The record is from RefSeq and is a predicted model, not a curated record. The transcript is spliced from 6 exons. Lineage: Eukaryota; Metazoa; Arthropoda; Insecta; Hymenoptera; Formicidae. Bases 10 to 1455 code for a protein of 481 amino acids. Gene Ontology annotation, molecular function: serine-type endopeptidase activity.
AGGGAUCCUAUGUGUAUGUACAGAGGACAUCACGAUUCUACACUCGGGCAUCGCUCCUUCGAGUGUAAGGUGUCGUUCGCUGUUCGUCGUGUUUCGGUGUUUCCUUCUGGUAGACCAGACUUGACGCAAACCAUGUGGCAACUGGUUUCCGCAUUGACCUUGGUUGGCGUGACUUUGGUGACGGCAUUGCCCGCGGCGCAACAAAACGACGGUAACCUCGACGAUCUCAUCGCCCAGGCAUUCCCCAAUGCUAAGACGACACCUCCACCUCCGUCAGUGCCCCAGAUAGGUGGCGAUCUCGAUAGUCUUAUUCAAGACGUUUUCAAGACCGGAAAUGUUAGCACCACUACCCCCAGAAAUGUUAUCCUCGGCAUAGAGAAUAAAACACCCUCGAAACCUGACGACUGCGAAUGCGUGCCUUACUAUCAAUGCAAGGAAGGCAAGAUCGUGGAGAAUGGGGUCGGCAUCAUCGAUAUCAGGUCCGAUUUUGGUGAUAAGGAUGAGAAGCGCCCGGGAGGUCUUGGACCAUGCGACAACUACUUGGAUGUUUGCUGCAAAGCGCCGGAUCUCCUGCCACCAGUCACACCUCCACCGACCAGUAGUAGAACCGGAUGUGGACAGCGACAUCCUGAAGGAGUCGGUUUCAGGAUCACCGGCCAAACCGAUAAUGAGGCCCAGUUCGGCGAGUUUCCGUGGAUGGUGGCUAUUUUGAAGGAAGAGGCUAUUGGCGCUAACGGCCAGAAAUUGAAUGUUUAUCAAUGCGGCGGAGCUCUUAUCCACAGACAAGCCGUUCUCACUGCGGCUCACUGCGUCAACGGGAAGCAACCACAGGAGCUGAAGGUUCGCGCGGGAGAAUGGGACACACAGACGAAGAAUGAGAUCUAUCCGCAUCAAGAUCGGGACGUCGAGAGGGUCGUGGCUCACGAGGGCUUCCAUUCGGGUGCGCUCUACAAUGAUUACGCUAUCCUGAUCCUGAAGACCCCGAUCGAGUACGCGGAAAAUGUUGAUAUCGUGUGUCUACCGGAAAUAAACGCGAACUUCGACGGAUCCAGAUGCUUCGCCAGCGGAUGGGGAAAAGACGUAUUCGGUAAAGAGGGACGUUACCAAGUGAUCUUAAAGAGGGUGGAACUUCCUAUAGUACAUCGUGAUAGGUGUCAAGACAUUAUGCGUACCACCAGAUUGGGAAAAUACUUUGUUCUAGACAGAAGUUUCAUCUGUGCGGGUGGGGAACUAGGAAAAGAUACCUGCAAGGGCGACGGUGGAAGUCCACUCGUGUGUCCGCUACAGAAUGAUCCGACCAGAUACGUUCAAGCUGGCAUUGUAGCCUGGGGACUUGGCUGCGGCGAAAACGGAACUCCCGGCGUUUACGCUAACAUAGCCCAUGCCCGUCAAUGGAUCGACGAACAAAUGGCCUUCUACAAUCUGGACAAUACUGUUUACCAAUAUCCUAACUGAUUACUCUCGUCCAAAGUACUAAUAUGGACCACGCAAAUUUUUUUAUUUUUGGCAUUUAUUUAUAAGUACUGAGUUUUUUUUACAUCAAAUAAUUUAAAUUGAGAACAAUGUGAUGUUAGCAAGCUAUCACGUUGACGAUAUAGGAUUCCAUGAAUCUCUCUAAUAUUAAAAAAAAUCCCGCGUUAUUUUAUGUUCGUAGUUUGAGUUACGCGUUCGAAAGUGAUUGUUGACAUGUGCAUGUGACGAAAAACGAAUAAGACUUGUAAAAAUCAAUGUAUGUCAUUUUGUAUAUGACGCACAAGUGAAUAAUACAUUUUUAUUAAAAAUA